Molecule: messenger RNA, 827 nt
Organism: Hibiscus syriacus
Lineage: Eukaryota; Viridiplantae; Streptophyta; Magnoliopsida; Malvales; Malvaceae
Product: ninja-family protein AFP1-like
Exons: 2
Coding region: 158-676 (172 amino acids)
Biological process (GO): negative regulation of DNA-templated transcription; signal transduction
Cellular component (GO): nucleus
Source: RefSeq, a predicted model, not a curated record
CAUUUUGAUAUUUUCAUUCUUUCAUCAAAUUGUUUGAUUGGGUUUUUCAGAUGAAAGAAAAAAGAUGAGAGCUUUUGGGGUUUGGGUCAAGCGUUUGUCUUUACAUAUUGAUGUUUUAUGAAAUUUAAUUGUUUUUCGUGAUUUUGGUCGUCUUUGAAUGGCAAAAGCUGAGGAAUUUGGCAAGAAAGAAACCCAGAGAAACAUUACCAUGCAUCUGGGCAAUCUUCCAAGGGAUCUACUUCAAAGGUUCAUGUCAUCAAGCUACCAUUUUUCUCAUACAACUGGUCAAGAACAAGAAGCAGAAGAAGAAGAAGAAGAGAUUGAGUUAAGCUUGGGACUUUCGUUGAACGGUCGGUUUGGGGUUGACCCGAGAGCUAAAAAGCUCAAGAGAUCAUCUUCAAUACCAGAUUUCAUCAACAACCUCACGAGAAGAGAGAGUAAUGAACAUGGUGUGUUUCCCAAGGCUUGUGGUUCACUUAUGAGGACAUGUUCUUUGCCUACAGAGACAGAGGAGGAGUGGAGGAAGAGGAAGGAGUUGCAGAGUCUAAGGAGAAUGGAGGCUAUGAGAAAGAGAUCAGAGAAACAGAAGAAUUUGAGAGGUGUAAGGGAUAGAAGAAGAAGAGGGGGUUUUGAUGAAGAGAAUUGUGAAGAUAAGAGAGAAGAGGUGGUACCAUAGCGGCUUCAAUUGGAUCUCAAGGAAGUGGUUCCUCUGGGAUAUCUGAACUGAGAGCCAACCACCUCAAGAAACUCAAAGAUGCCCCUACGCAAGAAGCCCUACUAGUGUGCAAUUGACCACCGAGACUGAGCAGAACCAAUCAUAAACCCCG